AUGGAACACUACACUCUGGGAAUCGAUCGAUUGAGCUCCUACGGCUCGAUGGAGCUGACCGGACCGGCUGGAUAUUUGUCCCAUUAUCCAACUCCCGACAACUCCCUGUGCCGGGCAAGCAGUUACAGCGCGUCUUCGGCUACAACCAGCCCAUCGAUAUCAGGGAUAGACCUUGGUUCAACCGGCUACGGUCUAUCCUUCGCAGACGUGAUGUUCGACGGCGAAUCGUUCGUGCAGAUCGACUCCACUGACAUGCAGCUCUUUGGGACAAACGAACGAACCCACGUGGCUGGUGUCACGUGUCCGAGCGUCGUUUACCAACCAAAAGCUGCUCCCGGGAGUGUCACAGACUUGAAACCAUUUCCUGGCGACAUGUCACGGAGCUCUCCUGUCAUCCAGCGCCGAUCUUACAAAUCGCGGAAAUCGCACGUCCCGGCAAUGCUCGGCAAAGAUCACCGGAAGGACUGUACGCCACCGAGUCCAACGGUGGUGAAAAAGCGCCGUCUGGCGGCGAAUGCACGCGAACGUAAACGCAUGAACAGCCUAAACGUGGCGUUCGAUCGAUUGCGCGAAAUCGUACCCUCACUCGGGCCAGAUCACAAGCUAUCGAAGUUCGAAACACUGCAGAUGGCACAGACGUAUAUCAACGCACUGAGCGAUCUGCUGGAGCGAGGCGCCGAUGCCACGACGUACAGCUUGUUCGAUAGCCUCGCUACAGGAGCGAACGAUACUAAUAACAACAGCAGUAGUAGUAAUGCCAGCGGUAACGAACACCUCACCGACAACUCCUGCAGCCAAUUGAUGCUGGCGGAUGACGAAUCGCUAGAUGAGCGAUUUCUUGACAUUGGAUACACGUGA
Messenger RNA from Anopheles nili, 858 nucleotides. Its product is annotated as neurogenic differentiation factor 4-like. Gene Ontology annotation, molecular function: protein dimerization activity. Bases 1 to 858 code for a protein of 285 amino acids. NCBI's taxonomy places the organism in Eukaryota, Metazoa, Arthropoda, Insecta, Diptera, Culicidae. The transcript has a single exon. The record is from RefSeq and is a predicted model, not a curated record.